AUGACUAAGGAAAUUGAGGCUUUAGAGGCUAAUCAUACUUGGGAUAUUGUUGAACUACCUGAGGUUUGCAAGUUAAAGAAGUCUCUUUAUGGUUUGAGACAGGCUUCUAGGCAAUGGGUUCCUGGUCAUUUGGUAAUACUAGCAGUAUAUGUUGAUGAUAUUAUUGUUACAGGUAAUGAUCUGUCUGAAAUUUCAGUUCUGAAGCAAAUUUUAGACAAUGAGUUCAAAAUCAAAGAUUUAGGUUCUUUGCAUUAUUUUUUGGGGAUUCAAGUUUCUGUUAUGCCUUCUGGUCUUCUUUUAAAUCAAAAGAAGUUUGUCAUUGAUCUUCUAAAGGAGUAUGAUUGUUUGGAAGCUAACUCUGUUGUCAGCCCUUUGGAGUUGAACCAAAAACUCAAAGCUGAUGUUGGAAUUCUUUUGCCCAAUCCUGAAAGGUAUAGAAGUCUUAUUGGGAAGCUAUUGUUUCUCACUCGCACUCGCCCAGAUAUUUGUUUUGGAGUUCAACAUUUAAGUCAAUUCUUACACACUCCUAGAGUUCCUGGCAGCUAUUCAUCUUCUCAGGCUUACUCAGACAGUGAUUGGGCUGCAUGCCCUGAUACUCGCAAAUCUGUUACUGGCUUUUGCAUUUUCCUGAGUGAUAGUCUUAUAGGUUGGAAAUCCAAGAAACAACCUGUGGUGUCAUUGUCUUCAGCUGAAGCUGAAUAUCGCGCACUAAGCAAGGUCGUGACAGAGUUAUCUUGGUUAUCUAGGCUGUUGGUUGAUCUUGAUGUCUCUUCUUCUUCUCCAAUUUCUGUCUUCUGUGAUAAUAUGGCGGCUAUUCAUAUUGCCAAGAAUCCAGUCUUUCAUGAACGCACCAAACACAUCGAGGUGGACUAUCAUUUCAUCCGAACCACGCUGGCUGAGGGUCUCAUUCAACUGUUCCAUGUCUCCACUACUAAUCAGCUUGCUGACUUAUUCACUAAGUCACUGCCUGGAGCUACUCAUCAGUUCUUUUCGGGCAAGUUGAAGGUGGUCUCCCCCUCCAACUUAAAGGGGGUGUUGGGCUUUCAGAAUAUUCAGUAUCCGGCCCAAAACAAAAAGCAUAGACAUGGCCCAAUUAUUUAUCUCUUGAUAACAUUUAGCAUUAGUAGCUCUUUGUAA
Messenger RNA from Nicotiana tabacum (common tobacco), 1137 nucleotides. Lineage: Eukaryota; Viridiplantae; Streptophyta; Magnoliopsida; Solanales; Solanaceae. The record is from RefSeq and is a predicted model, not a curated record.